Messenger RNA from Melopsittacus undulatus (budgerigar), 972 nucleotides. It is a transcript of the gene GNPNAT1, whose product is annotated as glucosamine-phosphate N-acetyltransferase 1. The record is from RefSeq and is a predicted model, not a curated record. The coding region runs from base 82 to 654 and encodes 190 amino acids. Lineage: Eukaryota; Metazoa; Chordata; Aves; Psittaciformes; Psittaculidae. Gene Ontology annotation, cellular component: endoplasmic reticulum; endoplasmic reticulum-Golgi intermediate compartment; Golgi apparatus. Gene Ontology annotation, biological process: UDP-N-acetylglucosamine biosynthetic process. Gene Ontology annotation, molecular function: glucosamine 6-phosphate N-acetyltransferase activity; monosaccharide binding. The transcript has 6 exons.
CCGCUGCCACGUCCGUGCGGCGCCUGCGGCGCAGCCGGUGUUUGACGCCGGGGCCUCGUGUUUGGACCACCUGCUGCAGCCAUGAUGCCUGUUGCAACCAUGAUGCUUGAUGACACCCCGAUGUUUGACCCAAACAUUCUGCAUGAACUCGACUGGAGCGAGAACAUGACGACAUUUUCUCCUGCUAUUUCUCCUUUAGAUCCAGGAGAUGGCUUGGUUUUGAGACCACUUUGCACAGCUGAUUUAAAUCGAGGCUUUUUUAAGGUUCUGGGUCAGCUGACUGAAACUGGAGUUGCAAGCCCAGAGCAGUUUAUCAAAACCUUUGAGCACAUGAAGAGAUCUGGAGAUUACUACGUUACUGUCGUAGAAGACACAAAUCUUGGACAGAUUGUUGCUACAGCAACGCUGGUUAUAGAACAUAAAUUCACUCACUCCUGUGCAAAGAGAGGAAGGAUAGAAGAUGUCGUAGUAAGCGGGGAGUGCAGAGGAAAGCAGCUUGGUAAACUAUUAACAUCCACCCUCACAUUGCUAAGUAAGAGACUGAACUGUUACAAAAUCACGCUUGAGUGUCUGCCAAAAAAUGUGGAUUUCUAUAAGAAGUUUGGCUAUUCGGUAUCUGAAGAAAACUACAUGUUUCAGCGGUUCUUUAACUAAGAAUUUCGAGGGUUUGGUUUUUUUUCCGUAGACUCUUGGUGGAGGAGCUUCCGCUACAAACAUUUUCUUCAUGGAAAAUUUACAGAGUUAAUUGCUGCAAAUGUAACUAUCUCUAAAAAUAAUGACCAUCAAAUGUGUAAAUCCUGGGGGGGAAAUAUUACUGACAUUUUAGAAGGGUCCUCUGGGUUAGGAAAUAAGCACUUAGAACUAAUUUUUACUACUGUUCUGUCUAAGUGAAGCUUUUGUUCUCACUAAGUUACAAAGGACUCUUGUUAAAGGGGUGGUUUUUAAUAUAAAGGUAUAUAUUUUUAUGUCAAA